Molecule: messenger RNA, 2615 nt
Organism: Diceros bicornis minor
Lineage: Eukaryota; Metazoa; Chordata; Mammalia; Perissodactyla; Rhinocerotidae
Gene: IGF2
Product: insulin like growth factor 2
Exons: 4
Coding region: 684-1229 (181 amino acids)
Cellular component (GO): extracellular region
Molecular function (GO): hormone activity; growth factor activity
Source: RefSeq, a predicted model, not a curated record
CCGAGCUGGGCGCCCGCGGCCCGGGUGACGCCUCCGCUCCGCCCCCCUCAGCACCUUCCCCGGCCCUCGACGUCGCGCCCUUCCCUCGCUUCUCUUUGCUCCCCUCUCCCCUCUCCGGCCUCUGGUCCCGGCCCCGCUCUUUCUUCCGCAGCCUUCCCUUGGCUCCCUCCCGCCCCCCCCCAGCUCCUUGCCUCCGACUCCCUCCCCCUCCACGCCCGCCCUCUCGCCUUCGCCGUCCCGAAGUGGAUUAAUUAUACGCUUUCUGUUUCUCUCUGCGCUGUUCUCUCCCGCUGUGCGCCUGCCCGCCUCUCGCUGUCCUCUCUCCCUCUCGCCCUCUCUUCGGCCCCCCCUUCUCACGUUCUCUCUGUCUCUCGUACUAUCUCUGCCCCCCUCUAUCCUCGAUACAACAGCUGACCUCAUUCCCCGAUACCCUUUCCCCCCCUAAAAGUACAACAUCUGGCCCGCCCCAGCCCGCAGACAGCCCGUCCUCCCCAGACAAUCAGACGAGAUUCCCCCCCAAAACAAGCCAUCCCCCCGUUCUGCCCCGUCGCGCAUUCGGCCCCCGCGACUCGGCCAGAGCGGCGCUGGCAGAGGAGUGUCCGGCAGGAGGGCCAACGCCCGCUGUUCGGUUUGCGAUACGCAGCAGGGAGGUGGGCGGCGGCUGCGCCGGCUUCCAGAUACCAAUGGGGAUCCCAGUGCGGAAGUCGAUGCUCGUGCUGUUCGCCUUCUUGGCUUUCGCCUCGUGCUGCACUGCUGCUUACCGCCCCAGUGAGACUCUGUGUGGCGGGGAGCUGGUGGACACCCUCCAGUUUGUCUGUGGGGACCGCGGCUUUUACUUCAGCAGGCCCGCGAGCCGCAUGAACCGCCGCAGCCGUGGCAUCGUGGAAGAGUGCUGUUUCCGCAGCUGCGACCUGGCCCUCCUGGAGACCUACUGUGCCACCCCCGCCAAGUCCGAGAGGGACGUGUCGACCCCUCCGACCGUGCUUCCGGACGACUUCCCCAGAUACCCCGUGGUCAAGCUCUUCCAGUACAACGCCUGGAAGCAGUCCACCCAGCGCCUGCGCAGGGGCCUGCCUGCCCUCCUGCGUACCCGUCGGGGUCGCCUGCUCGCCAAGGAGCUCGAGGCGUUCAGAGAGGUCCAGCGCCAACGUCCCCUGAUCGCCGUGCCCACCGAGGACCCCGCUCCCCACGGGGCCGCCUUUGUCGAGGUGUCCAGCAAUCUGCAGUGAGCCAAAUUGUCGUAAUUCUGCGAAAUGGCACCGUCCACCUUGUGCCCUCCUCUUGACCAGGGCCCUUACCACCGGGCCAGCCUCUGAAAUCUCUCUGUACCAUCCCCCUGAGCGGGCUUCCCCCCCAGCCCCCCCUGUCCCAACCUCCUCAUGUCAGGCUCUUCCCUUCGGCCCCCUCCAUCGGGCUGAGGGAAUCAUAGCACCAUCUUCCAAAAUGUACAAAACCGAUUGGCUUUAAAUAUCCCCCCAAAAUUAUCCCCCCAGAAUUAUCUCCAAAUUACACAACAAAAAAUUGAAACCAUGAGACCCCCUAAAUCACAUACACACACACACACCAGCCCCCUUAAAACUAAUUGGCUUUUUAAAAACACCAAAAAAACUAAUUAGCUUAAAAAAAAAAAACUAAAAAAAUCAAUUGGCUGAAAAAAUACUAAAAAGGAUUGGAAAAAUAAAAGAAUUCGGCGCCCCCCCCCUUCCUUCUCUUCCUUUGUAGACCUCGAGUCAAAUUGGCCGUGGGCUCGAGUCCUUGACCAUCCGAGAGAGCGGAAGGGACCCCAAAAUUUGCAGGUAGGCGUGUCUUGCUUCUCAGCCAUCUCCCUUCUCUUGCAAAACUCUUGAUUGGCACCUUUAUUGUGAUUGGCAGUGGGAACAGCAGAGACCCAAGCCUGUUCUUCGCUCUAUCUCCUGUCACCGAAAGUCACCAGAGGGGAGCGAGCGAGGGGGACCCAAUGAGACCAAAGGAAGGGAGCAUGGAACAUGGAAACCGAAAUUCGUGCAAAUAGAAUUUAAUUGGCCCAAACCCCCACACACUCGAACGUCCAUCCUCCAAAAACCCACAUACCCCAAAAUCUUACAUCUCAACCCCCAUCCUGAAAAGCACACACAUCACAUGCAUCCCUGCACACACACACAGGCACACACACACGCAGAUGGAUGACAAUGAGAGACACUGAAGUCCCUGACGCGCAUGCAGAUCAGACCGUGCUCCAUCCCAAAUUCUUUCAGCUGUCCCGCGUGAGGUUUUCAUGUCCUGUGCUCCCUUCCCAUCCCCUGGGAUGCGCCCGAGAGUGGCAGGGGUGUGUCCCAGGCCCAGGCAGGCGGUUCCAUGUUUCCGAGAUGAGGGAGGUGCCCCCUCUGUCUCGGCGCCUGUCCCCACGGUCCCCCGCAGUGUGAGCCCGUGCCCCCAGACCCCAGCAACAUCAGUGCACCCUUCCAUCGUGUGGAGCGAGGAACAGGUUUGGCCAGACUGGAGAUGGCUGUAGCAAGCAAGGUGUGCCCUCCCAGGUAGCCUGACCCCCUGGGUGUGCUCCUGCGAGAAAGAUCUGGGGAUCCCCCCCGAGCACACCCAGGGAUGGGGAGUGUGGGAAGUCUGGCGGUUUGGAGGGG